UACAGCGUAUAGGAUAUAGCUUGUGGAUCCAAUUGCAUUUGGAAUCUGGAAUUUUUGCAAGCAAAACAUGGCUGCUGCUAUUCUUUCCUUUCAGUCUCUAUCUCGUUUCGCUCCUUCUUUCCCUUUCAACAAGCAACUUAAGCUGAGAAAGCCUGUUUUAUCUCUCACAGAGAUUGCAGAUAAGUCUGCGCCCUUUAGCUCACUUAAGCCAACUCUUUCAAGCAUAACAUCUGAUGGCAACACAAAAGGAAGCGGUCCAAAGAAAAGUUCUAAUAAUGCCCCAGGAAGUAAGGAGAUUGAUGAAAAUGAGAUAUCAUCUAGUGGCAUUAAAGCACCUAAAUCGUCCAGUAAGGAAGAGAUGAUUGCUCUGUUUAGAAGGAUACAAUCUUCAAUCUCCAAGGGUAAGCCUGGAAGGGCUGAGACUGAAAGUUUCAGCUCAUCCGAGGAUAAGUCCACAGCUGAAUCAGUUAUGGAUGUUAUUCGCGAAUCAGGAAUGAAUGUAAAAGACACUAGAUCAAAAAAGGGUACCAAGGCAUUGAGAUGGAGAAGUAGCAUCUCUAAGAAAAGUAAAGUGGAGAAGAAAGCUACUGCAGAAACCGAGGAGUUCAAUUUAUCAAGGCCACCAUCUAAUUUUAUAAAGAGGUCGCCAAUACCACACCCAACAGCACACAGAACAAAGACCCCUGAGAGGAACAAUGAAGUGGUGUCCACCGACGGGAAGGGCUCAGAGUUGGCAAACAUGGAGAAACUAAAACUUUCUGAGUUGAAAGAACUAGCAAAAGCCAGAGGAAUCAAGGGUUACUCCAGAUUGAGGAAGACUGAACUUCUUCAAUUGUUGAUGUCAUAAGGAGACAGAACCCCCUACCCUUUUUCUGUAAUAGCAAAUGCUAAGCUUUACUCUUAUUUCCACAGCUCCAAUUCAAAAAACUUGAACAGAGAAAGGCAUUCUCCAAUUGUAUAAAUAUUGAUAAUGUUGAUAAUGUAAUAAACCAACAAGGAAGGUACUUUGGAAUUUCAAGUCAA
Molecule: messenger RNA, 1023 nt
Organism: Gossypium raimondii (Peruvian cotton)
Lineage: Eukaryota; Viridiplantae; Streptophyta; Magnoliopsida; Malvales; Malvaceae
Exons: 3
Coding region: 68-847 (259 amino acids)
Biological process (GO): DNA-templated transcription termination
Source: RefSeq, a predicted model, not a curated record